Molecule: messenger RNA, 897 nt
Organism: Bactrocera oleae (olive fruit fly)
Lineage: Eukaryota; Metazoa; Arthropoda; Insecta; Diptera; Tephritidae
Source: RefSeq, a predicted model, not a curated record
UGUUGCGGCCGUAAAGGGCGGCUAAUUGCAGCCGACGAGUCAUAUUGAAGACCAGUUUCUUUCAAAUUAAAACAAUGGUCAAUCAGUAUUAUUUUUAACUCAGUCCGGCACUUAGGGUGUGUCCAAUUUGUAACGACGGCCAUAUAAAAGCACUUACAUUCAGGAUCAGAGAGACAUUUAUGGGCAAAGUUUUAACAUAACAACAUGAAGUACCUAGUGAUUUUUGCCGCAGCUUUCGUAUGCGUACAAGCUGUAAAAUUACCGCAGAUUACCUUAACGGGUUCGCUGGAGUCCAGUGAGGAGGAGUACAGUAUUCUAUUGCCCGCUACUGGUCAAACUCCGCUCAACUUGCCGGGUGUUGGUGUCAUCAAUCAGCCAGUGCUGCAAGCGGUCAAGGUGAAAGUGCCACGCUACGUCAGUCCUGAAAUCAAGCAGCAAAUUAUCGCUCAAACACUGGCAGCAAGAGGCAUAGACUUGCAAAGCUUAGGCGCACAAGCAAAGCCUGUGGAUGCGGUGCCUCGUCAACAACGACAAUUGGCUGCUAAAGGCUCAACAGCUGGUAGUGGUGUGGCCGGUGUUGAUACUCUAACCGUAUCUGUUAAUCCCGUCGAAACUGGCAAAGAAACAACGGUACCAAUUACGUCAGAGGUACCCUCCGUGGUACCAAUUGAUAGAGAGGCGCUUCCAAAGGUAUCAACGCUUCCAGUAGUGCCAGUGGUUUCAGAGCUACCAAAGCUCUCAACUGUUCCAGUGGUGCCAGAAACAGUCAGCGUAGCCGAGGCACCCGUCGUGGUUCCUAUACCAGUUUCGAAACAAUAAAUCAUGAUUUUUGGUUUUUUCUUCACAUUUAUUAUACAAAAUUAAAAAACUUAAAUUUGAGCAAACAGCGAUAACAUA